CGUUCAGGCCUGGGGAGAGCUUUUAUUGAGGUGAGUAUGCCUGAAAACCCUAAAAGUACAAAGCUGAGAAAUUUUGUUGUUGCGUUGCGAUUUUGCUCAACUUCCCUGUUUUUCCUCCGGUCAUCUCAAAGCAUCAAGAUGAGGCCUCUGGACGAGACUGAAACGGAUGCUGUUUUCAGGAAGCUAUACUCUUUCACCGGCCACAAUCUCAAGAACAUCGUCGAGAACCCUUCCCAUGAAGGACCUGACCCCAGUCCUGGUCGCUAUUGCUUCAGGCUCCACAAGAACAAGGUCUACUACGUUAGCGAGUCCUUGGUGAAGCGAGCCACGAACAUAAGCCGUAAGAAUUUAGCCUCACUCGGCACUUGCAUUGGCAAAUUCACCCAUGGAGGCAACUUUCACUUGACGAUUCAGGCCUUGAAUCUAUUAGCUGCGAAUGCCAAACACAAAGUUUGGCUAAAACCCACAUCGGAAAUGUCGUUUCUUUAUGGGAAUCAUGUGUUGAAAGGUGGAUUGGGAAGGAUUACUGACAGUAUUUCUAAAAAUGAUGGGGUUGUGGUGUUCUCUAUGUCUGAUGUGCCUCUAGGGUUUGGUUCCGCAGCGAGAUCAACCCAGGAUUGCAGGAAGUUGGAUCCUAAUGGAAUAGUGGUGCAUCACCAGGGGGAUAUUGGUGAAUAUUUGAGAAUGGAGGAUGAACUUUGAUAGAAUUGAGGUUCUUUCUGGGGUUUUAGGAAGGUUUUUGGGAUAUGGGUCGGUGUUGAUGGUAUAGACAUGCUAGUUACUGUAAGUGUGUCUUAUCUAAUUUUGAGUAAUAUGAGGUUGUUGUUAUGGUUUUCUGGAAAUUUAAUGAACUUGGGUUUUCUUGUA
Hevea brasiliensis (rubber tree) is the source of this 867-nucleotide messenger RNA. RefSeq lists its product as uncharacterized. Gene Ontology annotation, molecular function: RNA binding. The record is from RefSeq and is a predicted model, not a curated record. The transcript has a single exon. Gene Ontology annotation, biological process: ribosomal large subunit biogenesis; ribosome assembly. Bases 37 to 702 code for a protein of 221 amino acids. Gene Ontology annotation, cellular component: nucleus; nucleolus; preribosome, large subunit precursor. NCBI's taxonomy places the organism in Eukaryota, Viridiplantae, Streptophyta, Magnoliopsida, Malpighiales, Euphorbiaceae.